AUGAUUACAACAGAUAAGCGUUGGAUUAAACAGUAUGUUCUUGGGGUUGGAUUAAAUGGCCCUGUAUAUUUGGCAACACAUUCUUCUGCCAACAAUUAUUCCCAAGCUGUAGCUGUCAAAUCUGCACAAAUUGGAUCGGAUGAGUACUCUGUGCUACGAGAAGAAGGAAAAAUUUUGAACCAAUUAAAAGGUUCGCCUUAUAUCGUUCGAUGUUUUGGGGAAGACGAGAGCGUCGAAUAUGCAAAGUGGACGUAUAAUCUCUUGCUUGAAUGCGCCCCUAGUGGCACUUUACUAGAUUUUAUACUUUUUAAUGGAAAAAUUUCAGAACAAAUGGCAGCACUCUAUGCUUAUCAACUCUUGAAGGGUAUCGGUCACAUUCAUAAGAAAGGUUAUAUCCACGGGGAUAUAAAAUUGACCAAUAUACUUAUUUAUCCGAACAAUAAGUUGGUAAAAAUUGCUGAUUUUGGAUCUGCCAAAGAAGAAACAAGUUGCAAGCAUCAGAUUUUUGAUAUUUGUUCUGUAGGGUGCGUUGUCGCAAAGAUUCUCACCGGGAAGCCCACGUGGUAUGUGGGACAGAUUAACAAAUAUAAACGUCAGAUAUGUGGUCUUGAUAAGCCUGAUGAAGAGCUUAUAGACACUGAUGUUUCUAACAUGGCUAAAGGUUUUGUGACGGAAUGUUUGUUUUGUGAUUUUACAGGUAGAUUAUUGAGUGUCGAUGAACUAAUUAAUCAUCCUUUUAUUCAGAAUGCAAUUAGCACUCCUGAGAAUGAAGAACACUUGAUUAGACUCUCUAGUACUGUUAAUGAUAAUCUUUUUGGUGAUAAUUGGAUUUCAGAGCGUGAUUUGUUUACUACAACUUCUAAGGAAUGGAAAACCAAAAUAAGGAGAUCAAUCAAAGGAAAGAAAGACACAUUUGCAGCUUAUAGCGAACAUGACUCUAGAUAG
Messenger RNA from Solanum stenotomum, 945 nucleotides. Its product is annotated as mitogen-activated protein kinase kinase kinase 20-like. The record is from RefSeq and is a predicted model, not a curated record. Bases 1 to 945 code for a protein of 314 amino acids. Gene Ontology annotation, biological process: protein phosphorylation. Gene Ontology annotation, molecular function: ATP binding; protein kinase activity. Lineage: Eukaryota; Viridiplantae; Streptophyta; Magnoliopsida; Solanales; Solanaceae. The transcript has a single exon.